ACUAAUCAUGUUUGUUUCCACUAGUUGUAAGUAUCCAUUUAAACCUGUUUUAACAGCGAUUUAAAGAAAUGAUAGCUCACUUAUCUAAUUAGUUUGUGUGUCUUUGGUGCCAUCUUCUGGUUAGAGAUUGUACUGCAAUCUGAUUAACUGAUGGGCAUCACAAAUAAAAUGUAUAUAUAAAUAUAUAUAUUUAUUAGUUUUUGUUUUGAGGUGUUGUAUUUUUGACUACUGAAAGCACCAUAGUUAGAUUAUUACCAAAAGCCAAGAAUGCGAAGUGAAAUAAUUGUCUAACUCAUAACUUCUUGUUAUUUCACUGUAAAACAUUACCUUAGUUGAGUCCUUCCUUCACUCACGUUAGCUCCCACAGCACACCCUCACCUGCCGUGCCUUUUCCCUUUGGUUUUAUGGCAGCGGGUUACUGUUUAACGCAUCCCCACCCAGCGCUGAGUUUGUUUAGUAAAUCGAUCUAAUGACGGGGCUAUGGUUGGCGCCAUCAAAUGUGUCGCAGCAUGAAUUAUAGACCACUCACUUCUCCCAACAUUUCCUUUCAAUGCUCUUGCACACCUUUCGCACUCCCUGAUUUUCAAUGCUUGUUAGAUAGACUUUUGUUGCGCUAAACCGUUCCCACCCAGGGCGCAAUUCUUUGGCUACACUUGGAUUUUAAAUGCACAUAACAGAAGAAAACAGGCGCAAAGACAGCAUGCCUACAGAGCUGGGGGUGCCUGGUGCAGACGGGAUGAGCAGUAACUGUGCCAUAUGUGGAGACAAGGCCACAGGCAAACACUAUGGGGCCUCCAGCUGUGAUGGCUGCAAGGGCUUCUUCAGGAGGUCCAUACGCAAGAGUCACAUCUACACCUGCAGGUUCAACCGACAGUGCAUUGUGGACAAAGAUAAGAGGAACCAAUGCCGUUUCUGCAGACUUAACAAAUGCUUCAGGGCUGGAAUGAAGAAAGAAGCUGUACAGAAUGAAAGAGAUCGGAUAAGCUCAAGAAGAACUAUCCAAGAUCAAUCACAAGACCUUCCACCUAUAACUAUUCUGGCUCAAGCUGAAUCACUAUCGCAACAGAUCACAGCUCCAGUGGUCCUGGGGGACUUGGCAGAGCAGAAGUCAGCCUCAGUUUCAGAUGUAUGUGACUCUAUGAGGCAGCAGCUCUUGGUGUUGGUGGAGUGGGCAAAAUACAUUCCUGCAUUUGGUGAAUUACCUUUGGAUGACCAGGUUAGCCUCCUCAGAGCCCAUGCGGGGGAACACCUCUUGCUUGGGGUCGCCAAGAGGUCAAUGCCGUUCAAGGACUUUCUGCUCUUAGGUAACGGGUGCGUGAUUCACAGAAACAGUCCAGAGGCAGAGAUUUCUCGAGUGGCCAAUCGAGUCCUGGAUGAGUUGGUUCAGCCUUUCCAAGAUAUUCAGAUUGAUGAAAACGAAUAUGCCGCACUUAAAGCUAUUGUCUUCUUUGACCCAGAUGCAAAGUCUUUAAGGGACCCAUCCAAAAUCAAGGCCAUGAGACUGCAGGUCCAGAUGAGCCUGGAAGACUACAUUAAUGACCGCCAGUACGACUCCAGAGGUCGCUUUGGGGAGCUGUUACUGCUGCUGCCCACCGUACAGAGCAUCACGUGGCAGAUGAUCGAACAGCUUCAGUUCAUUAAGCUCUGUGGCCUAGCCAAGAUAGACAACCUUCUGCAGGAGAUGCUGCUGGGAGGGUUUACGACAGAAUCGGCCCACCUGCACCACCCCACUCACACCCAGCUGGCACAGGACCCUGUGACGGGACACACUCUGGUCAUCAGUGCUAUGCCUGUAACACACUCUGCACAGCUAGCCUCUCCGGACACGCCCAUCCCCUCUCCUCCGCAGGGUCCGACUACUGCAGAGAUGUACAAGCCCUUCUCCGCGCCCCUCUGUCCCCCCACCAGCCCCUCCCCCUCCGCUCAGCCCGACUCCUGACUUCUUCUCUGCUCUCUGCCAACGCGCUGAUAUUUCCCCCUCUCAUUUAUCAUCCCAGUCAUGGUGGAAAAUGAUGAAAGUAAAGCGUGUUUGGAGAGUGCGGUCAGGGGUCGUAAUGCAGCGACUCCCAUCAGGCGCACAACAAUAAGUAAAAUGUAAUUAAAGCCGCUAUGUGUAGCAAUCUCCCAACUUCAGCAUGUCACUGUUUCAAUGAGGGGGAAUAAUGGAACAGCUCACCAGGGUUUAACAUAACAAGCUAGACAUUUUUGUGGUCUCAUUAACCUAAAACACUACUCUGUGUCUCGACUUUCCUCUCACAAAAGAGGUACACAGUAACUACUGAUACUUUUACUUAAGUAAUUUAUUACAUUUUGUAAGUGCAUUAAAGAAGUUUAUUGUUUAAACUUAUGCAACUUAUGACUUUAAGGAAACAAGAUUACAACUUUUUUAGAGCAUUUCACAAUCUGUUUUUGAUAGUCAGUGUAAGUAAAAUGUGUUUUAUCAAGUUUAUUUUUGUUAUUAAUUUAAUCAACAAAUGUAUUGGUGCAUUUUUGCAUUAUAGUUAUUAUUUUAGUGCCUUAAAUCCAUGUAAAAAAAAUCAUAUGUACAUUUGAAAAGAGAUGUUAAUCAAAAGCUGUGUAUAUUGUAUACUUUUUAUUUAAUUUAGUAAUUUUUGUGUUUAGGGAAUACAGCUAUUGAACUGAGCCACAUUUUUGUUGUGUACUUACAAUCAGUUUGAAGAGUGUAGCUCCACUAACAUAAACACACUGCCAAAAUAAUUUAACCAGGAUUUUAAAUAUUUAAGUCAAUUUAUUUAUUAUCAAUUUAUUCAUUUAUCUCAUUAUUUUUGCUUUUAUUGAGUAAAGUUUUGAAUAAGUACAAUAUCUUGGAGCAUCCUUCUUUUUUUGUUCAUUGAUUGUUAACAAUUGUUUUGUUAUUUUGUCCAAACAUUGCAAAUAGUGAGAUCGAAAAAGAGAUGUCCCUUUGCAAUUUUCAACCAGUCAGACACCGAAUCAUUUUUAAAUGCAUUCUUUUUCCUCACAUUCCUAAAAUAUCAACACAAU
This is a messenger RNA of Boleophthalmus pectinirostris (great blue-spotted mudskipper), 3003 nucleotides long. RefSeq names its product hepatocyte nuclear factor 4, gamma (gene hnf4g). Lineage: Eukaryota; Metazoa; Chordata; Actinopteri; Gobiiformes; Gobiidae. The transcript has 11 exons. Gene Ontology annotation, cellular component: nucleus. Bases 665 to 1939 code for a protein of 424 amino acids. The record is from RefSeq and is a predicted model, not a curated record. Gene Ontology annotation, biological process: regulation of transcription by RNA polymerase II; anatomical structure development; cell differentiation. Gene Ontology annotation, molecular function: RNA polymerase II cis-regulatory region sequence-specific DNA binding; nuclear receptor activity; nuclear steroid receptor activity.